Messenger RNA from Pimephales promelas (fathead minnow), 2381 nucleotides. The record is from RefSeq and is a predicted model, not a curated record. NCBI's taxonomy places the organism in Eukaryota, Metazoa, Chordata, Actinopteri, Cypriniformes, Leuciscidae.
AUGCCGAAGCUUGAAGCAGAAGGACUACAGCUGCAGAUCACACCAGUGUCACUCCUGUCAUCUAAGAACAGGAAACUGAGGCCAGUCAAAGAGACAGAGAGGGAGAUCAAACUGACUCAGAUCAGCGUGAUUCACCGAGCAGCCCUGUCUGAACUACAUGAGCUGAAGAGAAUAGUGGUGUCCGAGAAUGGUGCUCUUGAGCGAAUUGAAGCCUUUGCCUUCUCCAACCUGACAGAACUACAGGAAAUUAAAUAUUAUGAAACACAUAAUAACCCAUCUAUCCACCUAUCUGACAGAACUAUUACAAAAUCCAAAAACCUUGUGAUGCACAGAGACGCCUUCUGGAGACUUCCAAAGCUACGAUAUCUGACAAUAUCAAACACUGGUCUUAAAAUCUUGCCUGAUUUUUCAAAAAUCAACUCAGCUGCUCUUGAAUUUCUAUUUGAUCUACAAGAUAACAUGCACAUAGAGAGAAUUCCCAGUAACGCUUUCCUUGGAUUGACCAGUGCCACCAUAACUGAGCUGAGAUUAACGAAGAAUGGGAUUCGUGAUAUAGACAGCUAUGCAUUCAAUGGUACCAAAAUUGAGAAACUCUUUCUCAUGGGAAACCAGCAGCUGAAUCACAUCCACAGUUACGCCUUUAUAGGAGCUGAAGGCCCCAUCGUUCUGGACAUCUCACGUACUGCUGUCCAGACGCUACCAGAAAGCAUGCUGUGGACCCUUAAGCUUCUGACAGCCAUCUCAGUCUACUCUCUAAGGAGGCUUCCAAGCCUAGAGCUGUUUACUGAGCUCACGCAAGCCAAUCUGACAUACCCCAGCCACUGCUGUGCCUUCAAAAACUUCAAGAAGCACAAAUCUGUAAAGAAUCAAAUUUGUAACGACCCCGGUGCCCUCAGCCUGGAGCCAGAUUUUUUUAAAGACCACUGUAAGGACGUGAUAGAAGUGACCUGCUACCCUACACCAGAUGCAUUCAACCCUUGCGAAGACAUCAUGGGUUUUACGUUCCUACGUGUUCUCAUCUGGUUCAUCUGCAUACUGGCCAUCGUGGGAAAUUUGGUUGUUCUCCUGGUGCUCCUCACCAGUCGCUACAAACUAACCGUUCCCAGGUUUCUAAUGUGCCACUUGGCUUUCGCGGACCUUUGCAUGGGAAUUUACCUGUUGCUCAUCGCUAGCGUGGAUAUUUACACGCAGUCCCAAUACUACAACUAUGGCAUCGACUGGCAGAUGGGAGCAGGGUGCCACGUGGCCGGCUUCUUCACGGUCUUUUCCAGCGAGCUGUCCGUCUACACCCUGACUGCCAUUACCCUGGAGCGCUGGCACACCAUCACUUAUGCCAUGGAGCUGGAGCGCCAGCUGCGCCUGCGCCAUGCCUGCGCAGUGAUGGCAGCGGGGUGGCUUUUCGCCCUGCUGACAGCUCUUAUGCCCAUGUUGGGAGUGAGCAGCUACACGAAGACCAGCAUCUGCCUGCCAAUGGAUGUGGAAACGGUGCUUUCACAAGGAUACGUUGUGCUGUUGCUCAUCCUCAACGUAGCCGCUUUUCUGGUUGUGUGCAUCUGUUAUAUGCGCAUCUACCUGACCGUCCGCAACCCUGCCUUCGUUCCUGCCAACGCAGACAUGCGCAUAGCCAAGCGCAUGGCCGUGCUCAUCUUCACAGACUUCCUGUGUAUGGCGCCCAUCUCGUUUUUCGCCAUCUCUGCUGCCUUAAAACUACCACUGAUCACAGUUUCUCAGGCUAAAGUCUUGCUGGUGCUUUUUUACCCCAUAAAUUCCUGCUCAAACCCAUUUCUCUACGCCUUCUUCACUAAAACCUUCAAGAGGGAUUUCUUCAUUCUGACCAGCCGGUUCGGCUGCUUUAAAACACGUGCGCACAUUUACCGCACGGAGAUCUCUUCGGGGCAAAAUGGAGCCAUGGUGCCUUCGCCAAAGACUAGUGAUGGAACACUCUACUCCCUGAUGCACAUCGCCCAAAUACAAACCACUAACUCAAUCCACCGUUAGACAGCUGACCAGCUGAAACCACAUGCUGCUUUGAGGCAAAAAUUAGGAUAAAUAAGGAAAAUGUGGAAUCUGGAUAUAGAAUUCUUAAAGGUUUCUAUGGGGUGAAAGUGUCUCAUAAUGCUUGACCUCUCAGGUCAACUGAUUCAGAUGUCUUAGAAGUAGCCUACUUAAACCAUUCACAAGAUGCUGCUUGAUUUACUCUUGACAUAUCCUGCAUGCACUAGUGUUAAAAGAAUGAGAUUAGGUGAUGUCUUUAGUAUGAAUAAUGUAGAUCUCUUAAUCUUUCAACAAGAAUGUAGCAUGACAUAUUGUCAAUUUAAUUAAUACUUCUCAGUGUUCUUGUAGAAAAGUUGUCAAAUUUAUAGGGAUGGUUCACCCAAAAU